AGUUGUCCCAAACUUAAAAAAAUAAUUAAAUACAACCUAAUGCUUACUAUGUGUAUGCGCAUAACAUUUCAAAUCGGAGAAAGUGUAACUAAGUACCAAUAUUUUACUUUUAUUUCAUAUUUAGGAUAUAUUUCUACUCCACUACGUGUUUAUGCAUGAAUAUUUUACACACAAUAUAAUUAUUGGGAUCCAUACAAAGUACCAUUUAGCCCAUUUUUUGGUUUGAUUUUGAUUUGAUAACUUAAACAGUACACAAAAGUUCAUUUAGUACUGUCUAUGGUUCGCGCUGGCGUGCACGUAUUUUGUCCCUUCAAAGGACCCUUCUGACUCCAUGGCAACGCAGCUACAGCCACAGAUAGCUAAUCUCAUUUGUUUGUGCAGGCGGCAGAAUCUGCUCUUUUUUUAUACAAUUAACGAUAAAACUGGACAAUGUGACUUUAGUUAAAAUAAGCCAACGCUUUAUUCUGUAUUGAUUACACAAGACGCAUUCAUGAAAAUACAGGACCCUUCAGAACGAUAAGAUGUUAGCACUGUUAGCUGCCCUGUAACGGUAACCAGUUAUUCUUUGCUAACGUGUUGUUAACGUUAGCUGUUAGCUAACGUUACAUAUUAGCUAGCUAAUCUAACUUUAUGUCAUUUUCUAUAUUUUUGUCUGACUUGGACUGCGAGGGACAAUUCCUCACUACAAAUACGCUUGAAUUCCCAGAGAUGUGAGCCUUGUGACAGUUGAAGGUGUCUUCUUAGAAAGAGACAAUGCAGGUGUUGCCUAUUUGGGAGCUUUCCAUCCCUCUCCCAGCAGUGCUGAUGAUUACUCUGAGUCUCUACAUGAUCUUCCUGGGGAUCGGGCUGUGGAUCCGAUCCUGCCUCAAGGACCGUUGUUCUUCAGAGUGUUGUGACUGCUGUCCAAACAUUUCCGUAUGUGACCAGUGCUUCAGAUUUGCGGAAAUGUGUGACUGUCGCCUGCCAACCGUGCGCACAUGUCGGGCCGUUUCGUGCCCGUCUCCUUCUUGUGCCAAAUGGGACUGUGCCUGCACCUGUCAGCCUCCGGAGUGUGACUCCUGCAACUGCCUCUGCUUCGAGAUACGGAUCAAGUAGAAGACGAGGAUCGAGGUGCACCAAUGUCAACUGAGUGACCACAAGUACUUUAGUUUUUGAGUUCUUUAAAACAUGUUUUUAAAGUGUAUGCCUUUUAUUAGAAAGUUUCCAGUGGAGAAAUAACAGGUAAAAGAGGGUUGUGUAAGACUGUGAUUUAUGCUCAGCAUAUUUAUUUUCUGUAAAAUGAAUGGAGUUAAUGGAUGAAACAACCAGACAGUAAAUAAGUGAUAAAUUAAAUACCUGAUAAAACAACGUACUUCAUCACAUUGAUGCAAAAAUGUACCGAAAAACUGUUUUGCUCAUUGAAUUUAAAUAUCUAAUGUCUAAUGUUGAUAUUAAAAUUAGAUAUCUGCUAUAAUAUUGUACAUGUUGAUACUUCUGUACUUUAUAAUCUAAUAAAAUUGAAAUGUCAAAGGGAGCGAUCUAUUGAUGCAAAAUCACAAUGACAGUUUUGUACUUGGGUAAGAAAGUUUGUAUUUUGCAUACUGACUGCCCAGAUACAUAGUAUAAAUAGAAAGGCAAAAUCUCUGUGGACCAAUUUACCACCUCAAUUUACCACCUCAUAUCAUUCAGCAGCAUAUAAAUCAGGUCCCUCUCAGCUCAAGGACACAUAACUCCUAAAAAAAAAAGAACUGGAGCACACUGAUUCAUUUGCAGCCUUUGAUUGUGCAAACAGACUAACAUUUCAACAAUUCAGUGUCUUCAGCAGAGUCAAAAGAACAUUGUAUUCAGCUUUCAGAAUUAGAAUAUUACUCAGAAACAGGGUUUUUUAAUUGUUAAAGAAUGAUAAACCUCAACAUAAAAACUGAAAGAAUGUUUUAACUGACACUGUUGUUUAACACUUCAUUUUGAAUACAAAAGGACUUUUUAAAUAUCUUUUACUUUUGAUGAAAGACAGAAUUGUUGACCUGGUUUUGUUGAUACCUUUUCUAUUGCAUAUUUUGAGAAAUUUGGAGUUCAUUAUGUUAAAGCUAAUGUGUAGUGUAUAUUUCAGUACUUUCCUGACUUCCUGUCAGUUGUUUCAUCAGUAAUCUCCUGAAACAGCUAGUCACUGUUGUUUUUAUCAAACAAACAGGAAGAAAAAGUGCAUCUUCUGGGGACUAUUUUCAGCGGUGGUUUAAUCUACAUUUGGUUCUCUAGUGAGCAUUUGUGGCAGCAGAACUGUGUAUGUUUUCAUGGAAUUUGUUGACUUGAAUAAAAUAUAGAAUAUCA
Molecule: messenger RNA, 2307 nt
Organism: Perca fluviatilis (European perch)
Lineage: Eukaryota; Metazoa; Chordata; Actinopteri; Perciformes; Percidae
Product: keratin-associated protein 4-8
Exons: 5
Coding region: 754-1095 (113 amino acids)
Source: RefSeq, a predicted model, not a curated record